CACACAAAGAAAACCACGACACGUUCGGAAUUAUUAUGAAGAUCAUAAAAGUAGAUCGUUCGGAAGUCUAGUGUACUACACAUGCGCAUUUAUUUACCGGGAAAUUUUGACAAAACACUGAAACUCCUGAUAACAAAACUUCUCAAAUGUCAUCAAAACGAUUGAAUCUCGUAGUAGCCUCGUGCAAAAACAGAGGUAUAGGUAAAAAUAAUCGACUUCCAUGGCGUUUAAGUGGUGACAUGGCAUUCUUUAAAAGAAUAACAAGUGAUACUAAAGACAAAAGUAAACAAAAUGCAGUAAUUAUGGGAAGAAAGACCUGGCAGUCUAUCCCAGAGAAGUUCAGACCUCUGCCAAACAGAGUGAAUGUAGUGAUUAGCAGAGAAAUGAAGGAGGCCCCUGAAGGUGCCUAUAUAGCAAGGGGACUUGAUGAAGCAAUUGAUGUUGUGACCUCCCCAGCCUUAGCUGAUAAGGUUGAAGGUAUCUUUGUCAUUGGAGGUAGUUCAAUUUACUCACUAGCCCUUGAAUCACCACACUGCCAUAGGAUCUACCAUACAAUGAUUUUACAUGACUUUGAAUGUGACACAUUCCUACCUGAGUUUGAUACUGAAAAGUUCCAGCAAGUUACACAUCCCGAUGUACCAGAGAACAUACAGACAGACAAAAACAAGGACAAAGAUAUCAGUUACAAAUUUGAGGUGUUAGAAAAAAUUUGAUCAUGACCAUAUUAGAUAUAUGGAGCUUGAGCCAUCGCCAUAAAAUGGGUCUGGACCUUAAACCAUGAUGCAAGAUGAACCUUAGGGAGGUUUUUGUAAACUUUAGUUUCACAUGCAUACAUUUUAUUCUACCACUGAUGUAGACUAGUACAAUCCAGUGCAUAGUCCAAGAGAAUUUAAACAUGGUUGACUUUUUAAAGAAUUCUAGCAAAAGACAUCAUCGCACGGUCUGUCUUCACUGUGACGGGAGCCGAGUGAACGAAGA
Owenia fusiformis is the source of this 978-nucleotide messenger RNA. The record is from the annotation of a GenBank genome assembly. Lineage: Eukaryota; Metazoa; Annelida; Polychaeta; Sabellida; Oweniidae.